This is a messenger RNA of Condylura cristata (star-nosed mole), 2169 nucleotides long. It is a transcript of the gene WDR1, whose product is annotated as WD repeat domain 1. Gene Ontology annotation, biological process: actin filament depolymerization; positive regulation of actin filament depolymerization; sarcomere organization. The record is from RefSeq and is a predicted model, not a curated record. Gene Ontology annotation, cellular component: cortical actin cytoskeleton. Gene Ontology annotation, molecular function: actin filament binding. The transcript has 15 exons. The coding region runs from base 1 to 1917 and encodes 638 amino acids. NCBI's taxonomy places the organism in Eukaryota, Metazoa, Chordata, Mammalia, Eulipotyphla, Talpidae.
AUGAACGACCCAGCCGCAAGAACAGCUGACCGCUCCCUCAUCACCCAGCUCACAGGCCGCUCUGGACUCGGCCUCGAGCGCACGGGGCCUUCGCCCGAGUUGCGGCUUCCAGAGCGGCAGGCGGAGAGCACCGAAUGCAGAGAAACGGCUUGGAAGAUGCCGGUGACGCCGCAGAGGCAGCACAGCGGUCUGGAGAAGGUGUUCGCCAGCCUCCCCCAGGUGGAGAGGGGCGUCUCCAAAAUCAUCGGCGGCGACCCCAAGGGCAACAAUUUUCUCUACACCAAUGGAAAGUGCGUCAUCCUGAGGAACAUCGACAACCCGGCGGUCGCCGACAUCUACACGGAGCACGCCCACCAGGUGGUGGUGGCCAAGUACGCGCCCAGCGGCUUCUACAUCGCCUCCGGAGACGUGUCUGGGAAGCUGCGCAUCUGGGACACCACGCAGAAGGAGCACCUCCUCAAGUACGAGUACCAGCCCUUCGCCGGGAAGAUCAAGGACAUUGCCUGGACGGAAGACAGUAAGAGGAUCGCCGUGGUCGGGGAAGGAAGGGAGAAGUUUGGCGCCGUCUUCCUGUGGGACUCCGGCUCUUCAGUGGGCGAGAUCACAGGCCACAACAAAGUCAUCAACAGUGUGGACAUCAAGCAGAGCAGGCCGUACCGGCUGGCCACGGGCAGCGACGACAACUGCGCCGCCUUCUUUGAGGGGCCACCCUUCAAGUUCAAGUUCACCAUCGGUGACCACGGCCGCUUCGUCAACUGUGUGCGAUUCUCUCCUGACGGAAACCGAUUUGCCACAGCCGGUGCCGACGGCCAGGUCAGUUGGAGUCCUGACAGCACCCACCUGCUCUCCGCCUCCGGAGACAAAACCUCUAAGAUCUGGGACGUCAACGUGAACUCGGUGGUCAGCACGUUUCCCAUGGGCUCCAACGUGCUGGACCAGCAGCUGGGCUGCCUGUGGCAGAAGGACCACCUGCUCAGCGUCUCGCUGUCCGGGUACAUCAACUACCUGGACAGGAACAACCCCAGCAAGCCCCUGCGCGUCAUCAAGGGCCACAGCAAGUCCAUCCAGUGCCUGACGGUGCACAGAAACGGCGGCAAGUCCUACAUCUACUCUGGGAGCCACGACGGGCACAUCAAUUACUGGGACUCGGAGACGGGGGAGAACGACUCCUUCGCAGGGAAGGGCCACACCAACCAGGUGUCCAGGAUGACCGUGGAUGAGUCGGGGCAGCUGGUGAGCUGCAGCAUGGACGACACGGUGCGCUACACCAGCCUGGUGCUGAGGGACUACAGCGGUCAGGGGGUCGUGAAGCUGGACGUCCAGCCCAAGUGUGUGGCCGUGGGCCCCGGAGGGUACACCGUGGUCGUGUGCAUCGGGCAGCUCGUGCUGCUCAAGGACCAGAAGAAGUGCUUCAGCAUCGACAACCCCGGCUACGAGCCUGAGGUCGUGGCGGUGCACCCCAGCGGGGACACGGUGGCUGUCGGGGGCUCGGAUGGGAACGUCCGCCUCUACUCCAUCCUGGGCACCACGCUGAAGGACGAGGGCAAGCUGCUGGAGGCCAAGGGCCCCGUGACCGACCUGGCCUUCUCCCACGACGGCGCCUUCCUCGCCGUGUGUGACGCCAGCAAAGUGGUCACGGUCUUCAGCGUCGCUGACGGCUACUCGGAGAACAACAUCUUCUACGGACACCACGCGAAGAUCGUCUGCCUGGCCUGGUCCCCAGACAACGAGCACUUCGCCUCCGGCGGCAUGGACAUGAUGGUGUACGUCUGGACCCUGAGUGACCCUGAGACCAGGGUCAAGAUCCAAGACGCCCACCGGCUCCACCACGUCAGCAGCCUGGCCUGGCUGGACGAGCACACGCUGGUCACCACCUCCCACGACGCCUCCGUCAAGGAGUGGACAAUCGCCUACUGAGGGACGGGCCGAAUCAGGGACUCGAGUUGACCCGCGCUGAGCACGUCCUUUCUCAAACUCUUCCUGUACCGCGCCGCCCCCACCCACUCCCGGCGGGAGGGGCCCAGCCGAAAUCAUCCUCGUCUCUACAGGGUUCCGGCCUAUACAUGUCCUUUGAAAGCUUUAGACAGUGACAGUUUGCACAAGAAAAAUAAAGCGAGCACUUACACUGCGUGGGGGGUCACUCGCGACCGCGGCGCCGCGCGAGCACCG